Messenger RNA from Molossus molossus (Pallas's mastiff bat), 1538 nucleotides. It is a transcript of the gene SLC30A7, whose product is annotated as solute carrier family 30 member 7. The record is from RefSeq and is a predicted model, not a curated record. Gene Ontology annotation, cellular component: Golgi apparatus; membrane. The transcript has 11 exons. The coding region runs from base 161 to 1291 and encodes 376 amino acids. Gene Ontology annotation, molecular function: zinc ion transmembrane transporter activity. NCBI's taxonomy places the organism in Eukaryota, Metazoa, Chordata, Mammalia, Chiroptera, Molossidae. Gene Ontology annotation, biological process: transmembrane transport; zinc ion transport; intracellular zinc ion homeostasis.
GGUGAGUUCCCGGGCGUGUGUCUGUGUCUGUGUGUGGAAGCGGCCCGCGGCCCGGGACGAUCGCUGGGAUUCCCGUCGGAGGCGUCACCACUGUCACUACCGUCAUCCACGGAGCCACUUCCAGACGAGAGGAGACCCGGCCCUUCGCCGGGCAUUGAAGAUGUUGCCCCUGUCCAUCAAGGACGAUGAAUACAAACCACCCAAGUUCAAUCUGUUGGGCAAGAUCUCCGGCUGGUUUAGGUCUAUCCUGUCGGACAAGACGUCUCGGAACCUGUUUUUCUUCCUGUGCCUGAAUCUUUCUUUCGCUUUUGUGGAACUACUCUACGGCAUCUGGAGCAACUGCUUAGGGUUGAUUUCCGACUCUUUUCACAUGUUUUUCGAUAGCACUGCCAUCUUGGCUGGGUUGGCAGCGUCUGUUAUUUCGAAAUGGAGAGAUAAUGAUGCUUUCUCUUAUGGGUAUGUUCGAGCGGAAGUGCUGGCUGGCUUUGUCAAUGGGCUGUUUUUGAUCUUCACUGCUUUUUUUAUUUUCUCAGAAGGAGUUGAGAGAGCAUUAGCCCCUCCAGAUGUGCACCAUGAGAGACUGCUUCUGGUUUCAAUCCUUGGUUUUGUGGUUAACCUAAUAGGAAUAUUUGUUUUCAAGCAUGGAGGUCAUGGACAUUCUCACGGCUCUGGCCAUGGACACAGCCAUUCCCUCUUUAACGGUGCUCUGGACCAGGCCCAUGGCCAUGGAGAUCAUUGCCACAGUCACGAAUUGAAACAUGGUGCUGCGCACAGCCAUGAUCAUGCUCACGGACAUGGACACUUCCACUCCCACGAUGGUCCCUCCUUAAAAGAAACAUCAGGACCCAGCAGGCAGAUUUUACAAGGUGUAUUUUUACACAUCCUAGCAGAUACCCUUGGGAGCAUUGGGGUGAUUGCGUCAGCCAUCAUGAUGCAGAAUUUUGGUCUGAUGAUAGCAGAUCCUAUUUGUUCAAUCCUGAUAGCCAUGCUCAUAGUUGUAAGUGUCAUUCCUCUGUUACGCGAGUCGGUCGGCAUACUGAUGCAGAGGACGCCGCCGCUGCUGGAGGCCAGCCUGCCGCAGUGCUACCAGAGGGUGCAGCAUUUACAAGGGGUCUACAGUUUACAAGAGCAGCACUUCUGGACCUUGUGUUCUGACGUGUACAUCGGGACCUUGAAGUUAAUAGUAGCCCCUGAUGCUGAUGCCAGGUGGAUUUUAAGCCAAACACAUAAUAUAUUUACUCAGGCCGGAGUGAGACAGCUUUAUGUACAGAUCGACUUCGCAGCCGUGUAAGGAGUGAAGAGAAGCUGCUCUCUGGGGACCACAUUUUCCUGGUACUGUACAAUCCCAGACAUUGUACCUGGCUGUUUAAGAGAGCGCUCAUCCCUACAGCGCCCAGGCCUGGUCGACCGGUAGACCUGCCGACUGCACUCUGCAGGUUCACAGCUAGGGGUCAGAGUUCAGAUCCUCUCUCCUGGACUUGGGGUCUGGCCCUUGUGCCUGCCUCCCCAAACCAUUUUGAUUUCAGAGGUUUCUGGUU